GUUAGUCACCGGAGCUCCGAAUAAAUUACUGCAUUUGUGGUGUUUGACACCGACGUUAGCUCGUGUAGCGCAGCAGCUGACGGCCGCAAUAUGCUGCUGUAGUUGCUGCUGAUGCUGGUGAGCUGCAAUGCCCGUCCGAGUAUUAAACAGCGGAUACUUAUGCUAACUAGCGGCGGUUAGCUUGCUAGCGGUCAAGCUAACAUCCCGAAUUCCAGAGAAGACAGUAGUAAACCACUUUAGUCGUCAUGUUAGUACGGCCCUCUGCCGUGCUUACUUUAGUUUGUUGCAGUCUUGCGUAACCACUAGAAAUAACUGCCGAUAGAGCCUCCACCAGCUCUACAACAUUACUCACACUGUGGGCUAGCUGGCUGGUUGGCUAACUCACAGUUAGCACGCAGUUAGCGGCUAACCUAGCCAGUGAUGCUUGUGGCAGAGUUAGUCUACGCCGCGAACAGCUGAAGUCAUGUCUGUCCGAUGGAGCUGAAGUGUUGCUCGGCUUGCAAAAGAUGACGGGCCGCCUGAGCCGGGGUUAUGUGCCUCUGUCAGCAGGAGGCGGAACAUGGAAGCCGAGGAAGAGUGGAACAAAGACCUGAGUGCACACAAACUUCUGGAUCAAAAGGUGCUUUGCAAGCAGAAUGGAAAGAUCGUGAGAACUCUUCACAGCCUGUUGAAAACCCAGAAAACUCUGCAGAUUCAGUCCAUCACCCGCUCAGAAUGUGCUGGUUCCUGUCCAAAUCUAAUGAUGAGUAGGAGCGAGCACGCCGAUGCCAGGCCCGUCCCGGUGGCCCUCACCCCCCAGCUCCCCCCCAGAGCCCACAGGCCCCUCUGUGUGUCAGUCUCCUCCGACAGCAGUGGACGCUUCAAGGCUCUGGAGACGCAGGAGUGGAAGAACAACCUCAAAGCUCAGAUGGAACAGGCUCACAGUGCAGGAGCAGCCAGUAGCACAGGUUCUCUGGAGCGAGCGUCCCUCUUCUGCGCCUCUGCUUCUACCACAGCAUCCAGCUCUGGUCUGUCCAGCCCGGUGGAGAUCCUCAAUAAGAGCAAGUCCUCCAGUCGCUUCUCUCUGUUCUCUCCACCCUGGAACAGCAGCUCUGAGUCUGACUCAAAUCCUCCGUCCCGCUCGGGCUCCAAGAAGCUGCGUAACUACAGUAGGAGAGCUGCCACGGGGCCCGCCGGAGCCAGGGGCCCUGAUACACCCGACUUCAAGUCCAGCGGCCCUGAACACUUCCAGUAUUCUGAACCUGUCAUCUCCAAGGUGACGGACUACAUCUAUGUUGGAAAUCUGAACGCGGCGUACAACGGGCGUACUCUGUGCCGCAACAACAUCGACAGUAUCAUCGACAUGAGUAGUGUUCCGGGAGAACCAGGCCCCACUCUCAGCCUCAUACCCUGCACUUGCUCCCGUGGCGCCCGGCACAGCUGGUCCCGCCUCAAGGUGGACAUCGGAGAUGUGCCAGAUGCUCUGGGCGACGGCCCGGCACUGAAGCAGCGCUGCUUCGAGGACAUCAACGAAUGCAUCAAUGCCUCCACUGAGAAGAGAAAGCGCGUCCUGGUCCACUGUCGGGAUGGCUUCUCUCUGGCACCGACGUGUAUCAUCCAGUAUCUAAUGGUGAAGCAGAACAUGAGGCUGAUUGCUGCAUAUGAGCUACUGAGAGCCAAAUACCCGGUCAACAUCAGAGAGUGCCACCAAAAUGUGCUGGUGAGCUUGGAGAGAGCGCUACGGCCUGGUGGCAAUGUCGACCCAGAAUGCUUCAAACAGGCCAUCUCACGCAAAGUGGCGUGGACCUGA
This is a messenger RNA of Stegastes partitus (bicolor damselfish), 1789 nucleotides long. The record is from RefSeq and is a predicted model, not a curated record. Lineage: Eukaryota; Metazoa; Chordata; Actinopteri; Pomacentridae.